AUGGCCGUCAAAGGCCUGCUGUUCAUUCGUUGCCGGGCAUGGCUCGAAGCUCUUCGCUCCACGUUUUCGCGUCUCGUCCACCAAUUCGAAACGCAAUGCCUCCCUGUCGCCAUCCAGUCCAUCGACGAGGACUCGAACGCCUCCCUCACUGAGCGCUACGAGAUGAGCUACUUGGCCCUUGACGACCGGCUUAAAUCGCCCCCUUUACAGCUAAUGCCCCCGGAAUGGCGGAGCGGAGAUCAUGAAUGGGUUUACACCGUCGAUUUGGACAAGGAGAUCUUUAGCAUCGACAAUGCCGUCCAUUUCCGGCUCUUCAGCAUCGCCAGCGACCGGAAUUGGACCAUGUACCUCGGUAAGGACGCUCGUCGCCGCCGCGCGCCUGCCAAGUGGACACCCUCACAUGUGCUUGCCGAUCCCACCUUCAAGCCUCAGGUGAACGAGACCCUGGUUGAGAUGUUCAACCGGCUCAAGGUCGAAGUGGUUGCGCCAGAGUCCUUCUAUCUCCCUCAAGAUAUCUCCUUUCUUCGUGAAUCCUUUCUGGCCUCAGCGUUCACAAGAUUGCAGGGGCACUAUCGCGAUCUCCUGGACGGGAGCUAUCUUGAAUGGGGCCCCACAGACUUUCCCUUCAGAGAGAUAGCAUAUGCUAUCGUGUCUCUGGCCACGGGUGCUGUAUCGUUUGCGAGUAUCAGUUCCUUGGAUGCCAACCACAAGAAGGAGGGGUAUUACCUUGUUCAUGGUGAAAAAUCUUCAAACUCUGGGUUUCCGAGCCUCCGACCAACCCUUCUCCCCCGAUUUUUGCACGAGUCACACUAUCCCGGGGUGGGGGCCGGGUCGGCUCCACGGCAAACAAUGUAUUGGUUGGAUAGUGUCUUGGUCCACUUGGUCUCGGGCCUAGAUCGCGUCGACAUAGAAGAAGCCGCGAUUGCCGAAGCCGUGGAAGCCGGACUCGAACAGGGGCGAAAGUCAUUCUAUGCAAUCGUCUUCUCGAUUUUGGAUGUAAUCCUGCUGCGUGUACAGAAGAAAUCAUGCCUGGGUGUUGUUGUGGAGAGAAGUCCACUUAUGACAUUGUUCGAAUUUGAUGACACUAAUUCUUCGUUCGCAAGAGGGCCUCGGAAUCGAUUGCCUCGCAAUUUUGGAAACGUCAAGGAAUCUCAAGAUGGCACCAGAUCUCAUAGCAAUCUUUGGGCCGAUGAUCUUACCCAACCCAAAAGCCAUGACCGUCAACUGGAUGAUGAUGCUUCCAAGUCACUGACAAUGCGCCUUGCCGGGAAGAUGAAGUAUUCCAUUGUCUUUGUGACACUAUUACGUUUCUUCGACGCAGCCACGUAUCAUGAUCUGGAAGGUGCAGUGUCCCAUGUAUUGCCGAACGAGACCCUGGCGAAUGUGAUGCAAUUCACCGAUACUCAAACAUAUCGCACGCUUAGCAAAUUGUCAGCUUAUUGCCGCAAGACCAGUCUUUCCGAUUUUCGGCUGAAUGACCAUUGUACCAUCGUUGACUUUGAUCUCCACAGUACCUCCUACACUUUGGUCGACAAGCGCACGGGAACGCAGAGCACCACUCGACUCUGUCGUGGGGGUUCCACGCGAGGAUGCAAGGAAUUAGUAUUGUCCCCGAUCAUCGGAAUCGAAGGCCCCUCAAGGCGCAGUAUCAUCGAUUCUGUGCAGUUGCACUUUGUGAACGUCCCUAGCAGGGAAGCACCUUACACAAAAACCAUUGCAAUGCCGCGCAGAGCGGCGUAUGACCGAUUGGCUUACCCCGGCUUCGCUCCCUCCAUCAACUUCGACAUGCUCUUCCAUCUUCCCGACCAUUUAUAUGUUGGGUCCGUCGAGGAGGGCUGGGACCGAUACCUCAAGAAGUUAAUUCGAAGAUAUCAGGAUGAGGAGGACAGCCCCGGAUCCAGUUUUGAUACGGGGCUGUUCGACUGUGUCCGCCCACCCGGAUACCGUGAGAUCACCAUGGACGCCUUCCGCUGCAGUGGCUUCCACUGUUUCCUGCGCCACGCCCGGGACGAGAGUGUCGACGAAUGGGUGGCCACCACGCAGUUUGCCCUGCGUCGUCUGCUUAUCCGCGAAGGCUGGGGCGGCGGGUAUGAGGCGGAGGAGAGAUUCCCCCUUCCCGGGCGGCCCGUCGUGGUCGCCUUCUCCGCCCGUGCCGGGCUCUUCUAUUAUGUGCAUCAUCGCCUUGAGAAGCCCAUUUUACCGCCGGGGGUAGGGUAUCAUAGCCUCGAGAUAGCGGAGAGAUGCACCGAUCCUGACCUGCAGCGCCGCCUUGUUCCGCUGAUCCCCGGGGUGAUCGACUUGAGGAAUUACUCGUCCCGGGUCGAGUUCGAGAGCUGGUUUGAGCGGUUCUGCCAUAGCGUCGGGGAGAAGACGGUGUACGAUCCGUUCACUGACCAACAGCAGCCUCUGACUCGUGUGCCGGAGCCACAGCCUCAUCUAAGUAAACAGCCUAUGACUAGUACGGAGCCUGUUGGGAGCGAUGUGGUAUAUGAUUUGCCUUCUAUGUAUAGGUCCUUAGGGUAG
Aspergillus fijiensis CBS 313.89 is the source of this 2523-nucleotide messenger RNA. RefSeq lists its product as uncharacterized. NCBI's taxonomy places the organism in Eukaryota, Fungi, Ascomycota, Eurotiomycetes, Eurotiales, Aspergillaceae. Bases 1 to 2523 code for a protein of 840 amino acids. The record is from RefSeq and is a predicted model, not a curated record. The transcript has 3 exons.